GUUUUAAAUUGUUUUUGUGUCUGUCUGUCUGUCUGUCUGUCUGAUUGAAGUCAACUUUUUUUAAGUCAGUCAAAAAUUCAGUCAGACAUUUUUAUAAAAAAACAGACAGACAGACAAAAAAAGAAAAGACGAAAUAAACCUUUAAAUCUCUACACUUUAAUUUUUUUUUAUUUUCAGUAUUUUGAUUUUGGCAACAGACAGCACUUAACCCAUCUGAACACGAUUCAUCUAAUUGAUUGUAUCGUAUCAUCAGUUGAUCUCGUUUAGCAUACUUCAUCCACCUAUCCCAUCCACACCGUUAGGACUGUUAGUGUGUUGAUUGACUGUUGAGACUUUGAAUCAUCAGUGUUAUCAAUCUCACCUCAUUUUCUUUCCCCAUAUAAUCUCAUUCUCAUUCUCAUCCCCCACCCCUCCCCCUUAUAAAACUAAUCAAUAACUUUUUUAUCAACCCCAUCAAGUACCAUCCCCCUUCUAAUCAAUGUCAACUUCUGAAAACAUUGAACCUGCUUCUGAAAAUGGAAGUAGUGGUGGAAGUAGUACCAAUCCCGGGUCUAGAUUUAAUCUAGAGAAAAUAAGAGAUAUUAUAGAGACUAAAAAGACUGCCUAUUUAAAAGGUGUUGCCAAUACAGAUGUGGAUUGGUUUCUAAGAGAUUCUUCCAUAUCAACUUCAAGUCCUAAAUUAUCACCUGCAGAUGUGAUUGAUAAUGAUGAUAGUAAAUUAAAACUUAAUGACACUGGCAAUCAUAGUAAAAAUAAUAAUAUCAAUAACAAUGAGGGAUCUCCUGUUAGAAAACAAAUUUCAAAUUCAUCUAUAUCUCCUGUUAGUUCUCAUCUAACUGCGGGUAUCUCCAAUACAAAUGAUCAUAACUCAAGUAAAACAAAACCUUCCAUUGCUCCUAUUCAAGAAGAAAACAUCGAAUCAGCUUCUUCACCUACUAGUUCUCCACCUCAAAUGAUCAGAAAAAGUAGAUUAAGUGUUUCAAGUUUAACUGGUGCUCCAUCAAAUUCACCACCUUCAAGUGGUUUAUUUUCAAAGUUAAAAGGAAGAUUAGGUCAUUCAUCAUCAUCAUCAUCUCGAGCUUUAAGUCCUCCUUCUUCUCCCAAAUUAGCAUCUGUAAAUACCAUUCCUCCCGUUUUUAAAUCAAAUUAUGCUAUGAAUAAUAAUGAUGUUAAAAAACCCGCCCCUCAAUCUGCACCUGUUUCAUUAUCAAACUCUACUGCUACCACCACUACCACCUAUGCUCCAACACCUACUCAUACUGAAAAUAAUCAUGAUAAUAACAUUGAUCAUUAUAAAUUAACAAGAACUACUUCAAGUCCAGCUAGUGAUAGUGAUCCAAGAUUAGACGAAUACAUUAAAUUUUAUCAACAAAAGGAUAUACGAAGAAGUUCAGUUUCUUCAAGACGUUCAUCUGCGGUUUCAACUAACUCAGGACAAUCUCAUAAUAAUAACAUAUUAAAUCAACCUUCUGCAUCUACCUUACCAAGUGUAUUAAUAAAUUAUGAUGAUGUUCAAAGUAAUUAUUGUCCAAAUUCAUCUAAACCAGAAGCCCCAGUAGAAUCAACUUCAGCUAAGUUAUCAUCAUUAUUUAGAAGAAAAAGUAUAACUUCAUCUCCAAAUCCAAAUUUCAAAGAUUUAAAACCACUUAAAAGAGUUGCUUUCCAUUCAUCUACAUUUCUUAUCGAUCCACCUCAACAAAUCCCAUCUCGAAAUCCAAGAAAGGGAAAUGUAGAAGUAUUAGGGAAUGGGACUAUUAAAAUCCAUCAAUUAUCAGAUGAAGAUCGUAUCGCCAUGGAAAAAUCUCAAUUAGGUCAAGGUGGUGGUAUAGUUGUAGGUGGUACUGGUGCAUUAGGAUUAAUCAAAAAACCAGAAGAUUCAAUGUCAAGUGUUGAUUUAGCAACUACUACUUCGGUUAGAGAUAGUAAUGGUGAAGAAGAUACUGCAAUUGAUAAACAUGCUAGAUCAUUGGGAGUUGAAAAACCAAUGAUUACUCAUCAAAGACAUUCUUAUGAUGUUCCCGUUAAAAAGAUGGCUUUAGACUUGAUGUAUACCAGAUGUUGUCAUUUACGUGAAAUCUUACCGAUUCCAGCUAUAGUGAAACAAAUCCCUAAGGGGUCCAUGGCUCCAUUACCAGUAUUACAAUUAAGAAACCCAACUCCUACCAUGGUUGAAAUUCAAACCUUUGCUGAUUUUAUUAGAAUUGCUCCUAUUAUUUGUGUAUCUCUAGAUGGAGUAAGUUUAUCAAUUGAUCAAUUGAAGAUUUUAUUAUCAGCCAUGAGUGCUAAGAAACAAUUAGAAAAAAUUAGUUUAAGAAAUACUCCUAUUGAUCGUGAAGGUUGGGCCUUAUUAUGUUGGUUCUUAUCCAGAAAUACAGUUUUGAAUAGAUUAGAUAUCACUCAAUGUCCAGCAUUAUCCGUCAAUGUAUUAAAGAAAAGAAAGAAGAAACUUGAUAAUAAGAAAUAUGAAGAAGAAGUCAAACGCAUGUCAUGUAAUCGUGAGAAUCGAUCUGAUAUGGAUUGGUCUUUAUUUGUGGCAACUUUAGUGGCAAGAGGUGGAAUUGAAGAAUUAAUUUUAACAGGAUGUUGUAUUACUGAUUUAGAAGUAUUUGAUAAAUUAAUGAAAUUGGCAGUACUGAAAAAUACUAAUAGAUUAGGAUUAGCUUAUAAUCAAUUAACUCCUAAACAUUUUAAAAUCAUUGUUGAUACUUGGUUAUUUCAAGAUUUUGCUAGAGGUAUUGAUUUAGGGUAUAAUGAUUUCCUGUCAUCCCAAUUCACCAAGAUUUUAUUAGAUUAUAAACGAUUAACCAAGAAUUUUGAUGAUGUGAUUUCUAAAUCAUCAAUUGGGUUUGUUAGUUUGAAUUCUACUAAUAUUACAUUCAGUGAACAAUUUAAAGAAGUAUUUGAAACUAUCUUUAUGAGAUUACCAAAUUUGAAAUAUCUUGAUUUUUCCAAUAAUCAACGAUUAUUUGGAACAUUCUCCAAACCUAAUACUAAUAAUACCAGUUUUACUAUUAUUAACCCUGAUAUUAGUGUGGAAAAAUCAGAUUCAAUUGAUUCUGAUGCUACUACUACUGAUUCAUCAAGUUCAAGUGAGAAUUCAGCAACUCGUGAUUUAGGAUUAAGUGAAUCAGCCAUUGCAUUAUAUUUCACGUCGAAAUUUCCUCUCAUGCCAAAAUUAAUUCGAUUACAUCUUGAAAAUAAUAAUUUUAGUAAUUCUUCAUUAAUGUCAAUUGCUAAAGUUAUUCCCUUUUGUAAGAAUUUAGGAUAUCUUUCCUUAUUAGGAAACCAUAUUGAUGUUUCAUCUGCAUCUGCUUUAAUUAAUGGGUUAAAGAAUUCUAAAACUUUAAUUACAUUAGAUUGUGAUCUUGAGAAUUUCCCUGAUUUAUUUAAAGAAAGAAUUGGGUUAUAUACAAUGAGAAAUAUGGAAAGGUUGUUAUAUGCUAAUAAGAAGAGUGAACUUUCAUUAAGUGACACUACUACUAUUUCAGAUGAAGUUAAAUCAGAAUCAUUAGCUGAACAAUUGAAUCAUAUUUUAUUAGCCAAAGCCAAAUCCCAAAUUGAUUUAAAAUCACCUGAAAUAUCGAAAUUCAUUCUUCGAGCUCAAAAUAUUCGUCGGGAAUUAAGAAAUACCAUUGAUGAAUUAUUAAAACUUCAAUUGAAAAAUGAAUUAGAUUUAGAUGGUAAAGAAACAUUAAUCAGAUUUAUAUUCAUUGAUUCAUCGAUUGAAAAAGGAUUACAAUUGAUUGAUCCAUCAUUAAUUGAAACCGAUAAGAAUACACCUGCUCUGUUUAUAUCAGGGGCUGAAGAUGAAAAGAAAUUAACUAAGAUCACAUCUGAGUUCAAUGAUGAUCAAAAUACUCUUGCUGUACCUCAAUCUCAAGAUAUUAGACCUAGUGCAUCACCAUUAUCGAUGUCGAGAUCAACUUCAAGAACAAAUCUUAAUAAUUUAGAUCGUCAAGAAGGAUCAGUAUUGAAAUUAAGUAAAUUACAUGAUUUCCAUCAUAUUCAUAGUAAUUCAUUGGAUGAUAUGUCGGGAGAAGAUAUGAGAAAGAAAUUGAAAUCGAUUGAAUUUACUGAUCUUGAUAAGAUUAUUGGAUAUUUAGGUAGAUUAAAAGAACAAGGAAUCUCAUUAGAGAAAGUGUUUAAUAAUCAAGGAAAAGAUUUCAAUAAACAAUUUCAAAAGGAAGAAAUCUUCAUUGGUAGAGGUGAGAAUCUUAAUGAAGCUUAUGAUAAAGUAUUGAGUAAUAUCUCAACUUAUAAAAUGGAAUAA
Molecule: messenger RNA, 4270 nt
Organism: Scheffersomyces coipomensis
Lineage: Eukaryota; Fungi; Ascomycota; Pichiomycetes; Serinales; Debaryomycetaceae
Gene: MHP1
Product: Mhp1p
Exons: 3
Coding region: 479-4270 (1263 amino acids)
Source: RefSeq, a predicted model, not a curated record